GCUGCUGCUGCUGCUCGUCGUGCACCUGAGGAAGCGCCGCCGCUGCCGUCGCCGCCGCCGCCCGCCAUGAACCGCUUCAGGGUGUCCAAGUUCCGGCACACCGAAGCCCGGCUGCCCCGCCGCGAGGCCUGCAUCAGCAACAUUCGUGCGGGGACUGCCACCCCCUAUGGGAACAGCAUCAAGUCAAGUUGCAGCUAUAUUGCCUUCAGCUCGGACCGGCCAGGUGUGCUGGGCAUCGUGCCUCUGGAAGUUCAGGGUGAACACUGGGGGCCCGUGGCCUCCCUGGGCUGCCAUUCAGACCUGCUCACAGACUUGGAUUUCUCACCCUUUGAUGGCUACCUGCUGGCCACAGGCUCUGCUGACCAGAUGGUGAAGCUGUGGCGGUUGGCGGCCCCUGGCCAGCCUCUGCCCUCCGCACCUGGCCUGGUGCUGGGCCCUGAAGGUGCCUCGGUGGCCUCUGUUCAGUGGCAUCCCACUGCCGAUGGUGUGCUGCUCAGCGCAGCAGGCACUACCGCAAAGGUGUGGGAUGCAGUCCAGCAGCGGCCCCUCACAGAGCUCGAGACCCACAGGGAUAUAGUGCUGGGUGCAGCCUGGAGCCGGGAUGGAGCCCUGGUGGGCACAGUCUGCAAGGACAAGCAGCUGCGGCUCUUUGACCCGAGGGCCCAGCCCGAGGCCUCAAAGAGCACACAGGCCCACGAGAACAGUAGGGACUGCCGGCUGGCCUGGACGGGCACCCAAGACUACCUCCUGUCUACCGGCUUCAACCAGAUGCGUGAGCGAGAAGUGAAACUCUGGGACACGCGUCAGUUCACCACUGCUGUCGCCUCACUCAGUCUGGAUACAUCUCAGGGGGCUCUGCUGCCCCUGAUGGACACAGAUACAGGACUCCUGGUCCUGGCAGGGAAGGGAGAGACGCAGCUGUCCUGCUAUGAAGUAGUUCCCCAGCAGCCUGCGAUAAGCUCUGUGACCCAGUGUGUCCUGGAGCACGCGGUACGGGGGGCAGCCCUGGUGCCACGGCAGGCGCUGGCAGUCAUGGGCUGCGAGGUACUGCGUGUCCUGCAGCUGAGUGAUACAGCCAUCCUGCCCAUUAGCUUUCAUGUGCCCCGCAAGGCCGUGCAGUUCCAUGAGGACCUGUUUCCAGACACUGCAGGCUGCAAGCCUGCAUCCGAUGCGCCUGCAUGGUGGGCUGGGAGCAACCAGCAGGUGCCGAAGAUCAGCCUUGACCCUGCCCGCCCCCGGCAUCCCCCCUUCACAUCCUGUUUGCUGCCCCCCAAACAAUUGCCCUCUGCUGCAUCCCCAGCUGUAGAGAUGCCAGCAGGGACCCCAGACCCACACGACACCCUCUCAUCCUUGGGCAGCUCGCUGACCUCGCCCUCCACGCCAUCCAGCCUGGGCCCUUCGCUCUCUAGCACCAGCGGCAUCAGCAUCAGCCCCAGCCAGAGGUCCUUGCACAGCUUGCUGGGUCCCAGUUCCAAGUUCCGCCAUGCCCAAGGCACCGUCCUGCACCGAGACACUCACAUCACCAACCUUAAAGGCCUCAGCCUGACCACACCUGGCGAGAGCGAUGGCUUUUGUGCCAACCCACAGCGUGUGGCCGUGCCCUUGGUUGGCAGCGGGGGACAGGUGGCUAUCCUGGAGCUGCGGAAGCCAGGCCGCCUGCCCGAUACAGCGCUGCCCACGCUACAGAAUGGGGUCGCCGUCACCGACCUGGCCUGGGACCCCUUCGACCCUCAGCGGCUUGCCGUGGCUGGAGAGGAUGCCAGGAUCCGACUGUGGCGGGUGCCCCUGGAUGGCCUGGAAGUUGUGCUCACCACGCCCGAGGCUGUGCUCACAGGCCACACAGAAAAGAUCUACUCCGUGCGCUUCCACCCGCUGGCAGCCGAUGUGCUCGCCUCCUCCUCCUAUGACCUCACUGUCCGCAUCUGGGACCUGCGGGUCAAUGCUGAAUGUCUGCAGCUGCAGGGCCAUCGUGACCAGAUCUUUGGCUUGGCCUGGAGUCCCAAUGGACAGCAGCUAGCCACUGUCUGCAAGGACGGCCGUGUUCGGGUCUAUGCACCCCGGAGCACCCCUGAGCCUCUGCAGGAGGGCCCAGGGCCUGAGGGGGCCCGUGGAGCCCGAAUUGUCUGGGUGUGUGGUGGUCAAUGUCUGCUGGUGUCUGGCUUUGAUAGCCGGAGCGAGCGCCAGCUGCUCCUAUAUGCAGCCGAGGCCCUGGCAGGCGGCCCUCUGGCAGUGCUGGGGCUGGAUGUCGCACCCUCCACGCUGCUGCCCCUCUAUGACCCAGACACUGGCCUGGUGCUGCUCACGGGCAAGGGCGACACCCGUGUGUUCCUCUAUGAGCUGCUGCCGGAGACCCCUUUCUUCCUGGAGUGUAACUGCUUCACCUCCCCGGACCCCCACAAGGGCUUUGCUCUUCUGCCCAAAAGGGAGUGUGAUGUGAGGGACGUGGAGUUUGCCCGGUGCUUACGACUCCGCCAGACCUCCCUGGAGCCCGUUGCUUUCCGGCUACCCCGAGUCAGGAAAGAGUUCUUCCAGGAUGAUGUGUUUCCAGAAACGGCUGUGACCUGGGAGCCCGCCCUCACUGCCCAGGCUUGGCUGGGGGGAGCCAACGGGCAGCCCCGGCUUUUCAGCCUGCAUCCUUCCGACAUGAUCCCAGUGAGCCAGGCCCCCCGGGAAGCCCCCACCCGCCGGGCCCCCUCAGCCGUAUACCUGGAAGAGAAGACGGACCAGCAGAAGAAAGAAGAGCUGCUCAGUGCCAUGGUGGCGAAGCUGGGCAACCGUGAGGACCCACUGCCCCAGGACUCCUUUGAGGGAGUGGAUGAAGAUGAGUGGGAUUAGCUGCCCACUGGCCUGUAGCCACUCUGCACCUCUUGGAGCCCUGGUGCCACCGCCAUCCCACACUGCGCACUGCCUGCACCCUGCUUUCUGGGGGAAUAUGCUUCAUCUUGCCACUGCCUGCUCGCAUGUGGAGUCGAGUGGGGAGCGCAGUCCCCAGACAGGCUCUGGGAUCCCUGUGUCCCCUUCUGCGACCUGGGCUGGCCCUGGCCUGGCCUGACUCUACCCAGAAACCUGCUGGGGUUUUUUUUUUUUAUUUGUUUUUUAACCUGUCCCCUCCCCCAUCGUGCCUGCUGCCCUAGUUCCUGUGGACUUGGGGGCUGGUCCCCACCACCAGGCGUUUUGAAGCAGCACUGCUGACCUCAGGGGCCUGGGCUCCCAGGCGUGAAGCCAGGAACGGGCUGUCACUGAGCGCAUGGCUUAGUUCACUGAGCCUUGCAGGCCUGCACCUUCCCAGAUGUUUCAUCUAUUAAACUUUUCUAAAGAUGC
Suncus etruscus (white-toothed pygmy shrew) is the source of this 3321-nucleotide messenger RNA. It is a transcript of the gene CORO7, whose product is annotated as coronin 7. Gene Ontology annotation, molecular function: protein binding. The record is from RefSeq and is a predicted model, not a curated record. NCBI's taxonomy places the organism in Eukaryota, Metazoa, Chordata, Mammalia, Eulipotyphla, Soricidae. The transcript is spliced from 28 exons. The coding region runs from base 67 to 2835 and encodes 922 amino acids.